This is a messenger RNA of Vigna umbellata (rice bean), 1337 nucleotides long. Its product is annotated as vesicle-associated membrane protein 711-like. The record is from RefSeq and is a predicted model, not a curated record. Gene Ontology annotation, cellular component: membrane. NCBI's taxonomy places the organism in Eukaryota, Viridiplantae, Streptophyta, Magnoliopsida, Fabales, Fabaceae. Gene Ontology annotation, biological process: vesicle-mediated transport.
GGAAAAAAUAGUAGUAUUAAUUUAAUGAAUGAGAGAAAUUAACAUUUUGUUUAAUUUACAAGACAAGAGAAUAAAUUACGAUUAAUAUAUAUUGAGUUUAAUAUUGAUUGGAUAAGUAUUUGUUUUGUUUUAACAACUAUGAUUUUGUUGUCCAUGUUUUGUGGCAAUUUUGGUGGCACCGAAAAAGCCAUGGUAGGCAUGAAAAAGGGUAGAGGCAGAGUUUCCUUUUAAAUUUCCAGAUGUCGUUUACCCCAUUUUUGGACUCUAGAUCAAAUCAAAUGGCCACUUUGUUUUCUCUUCAUCCUUGUCUUGGUGUUGGUGUAAUUGCACCUCCUAAACCAAAACCAAAACCAAUACACAAAAAAGGGAGAUUAGCCUUGUUGAUCUUGGGAAAGCUUUUCCACCUUUGAGAAAAAGAUUAAGGAAUAACUCUGAGGAUCAAUGGGGAUUUUGUAUGGAAUGGUGGCAAGGGGAGAGGUGGUUCUGGCUGAGUUCAGCGCCACCCAGAGUAAUGCCAGUGUGGUAGCCAAACAGAUACUCAGCAAGAUCAAUGUCGGGGACGACAACAACAAAGACAGCAAUGUCUCCUUUUCCCAUGAUCGCUAUGUUUUUCAUGUCAAGAGGACAGAUGGCCUCACUGUUCUUUGCAUGGCUGAUGAUGCAUUUGGAAGAAUGAUCCCUUUUGCAUUUCUUGAAGAUAUUCAUAAAAAAUUUGUGAAGACAUAUGGGCGUGCGAUUCUUUCAUCUCCUGCCUACGCCAUGAACGAUGAGUUCUCAAGGAUCCUGAGCCAGCAGAUGGAUUAUUACUCCAAUGACCCAAAUGCUGAUAGAUUGAACCGUCUCAAAGGUGAAAUGACUCAGGUGAGAACUGUGAUGGUGGACAACAUUGAAAAAGUAUUGGAGAGAGGUGGGAGGUUGGAACUGUUGGUAGAGAAAACUUCAGCAAUGAAUAACAAUUCAAUUCGUUUCAGAAAACAUUCCCGUCGUUAUAAAAAUAACUUGUGGUGGAGCAACGUUAGGUUAACGGUUGCCCUUAUCAUAGUAUUCAUCGUUGUAUCUUACAUUAUACUCGCCUUCCUCUGCCGUGGUCCCUUGUUGACUAAUUGCUUGAGAUAAGCUCUGAAGGCAACCAAAAAGGGUCAGUCAAAGAAGGAUGACUCUGCAAGUUGCCCUCUUGAAGAUUGUUCGUGUAAUUGCUUUUUUGAAUUUCCUUUGCAUUAAUGCUAUCAAAUCAGGCAUAUGGGUAGCAUUUUUAUGAAAGAAAGAUAUAACCUUUGGGUGAAAUUUUUGGAACCUAAAAAUCGCAAUAACAAAGUUGUUCAAAGCUUUAAGCCCUA